Fulvia fulva is the source of this 1299-nucleotide messenger RNA. RefSeq lists its product as uncharacterized. The record is from RefSeq and is a predicted model, not a curated record. Bases 1 to 1299 code for a protein of 432 amino acids. The transcript has a single exon. Lineage: Eukaryota; Fungi; Ascomycota; Dothideomycetes; Mycosphaerellales; Mycosphaerellaceae.
AUGUCGUCGUCGCGCGAAGGCUCGCCGCAUAGUCACGCCUCGGCUACGUCUAGGACCGGCGCCGAUAUCGAUCUCGACGACAGCAUCCAGACGUGGGUCACAUCUCCAAAUCUCUCGGACAGCACCGAAGAGAACGAAGCGGAGGGUAAAGGGGAAGGUGAAGGAGCAUUGAAAGAGGAAGAUCAGGGUGCAUUGAAAGAAGCCGGCCAAAGGGGAGAGGAGCACAAAUCGGAACAAGAACAACAAGGCGGGAUAUCGAAAUCGAUACAGGCGGUGCUGCGCUCAUAUUUCCAACUCGCCCAAGGACACUAUCCGCAGCGGGAAGUAGAGCAGGAUCUCACGUGGUAUCUUACACCUCCUGAGUACGCCCAUCUCAGCCGCCUGAUCGACCAGCGCGAUCCGCGCUUCUCCGCAGCGACGUGCUGGGCGGCCGACAAAGCACGCCACGAAUACGAUCCUCGAGCCUGCCUUCUCCGCCUGCGCAUGACGACGCAGCUGCAUGAAAGCCUCGCGGCCCAAAUCACACACGACAUCGUUACUAGGCUGAACGACCGCCUUCGCGCUGAAGGCGCAGGCGACGACAAGAGCCUCUUCUACGCUCAAGGCGCACCACGCGUGGACUUGGAAGUCGAAGGACAACACCCUGCUCAGUGCCCAGACCAAGGCAUCAGUCGGGACGACAAGACUCCUCCGCCCUUCCUGAUCGAAGUUGCCUUUGGCAAUCCCUUUCCCGAUUAUAAAGCCUACAACUACAUCCAAGGGACCGAUGGCCGAGUUCGUGCUGUGUUGGUGUUGAAAGUUCCUUAUCGUCGACCAGAUCAGCGCCGGAGCAAUCCAGAGGACCCAUAUCCUUUGAACAUAUCUCUCUUCAACCUACAACCUGAAGGCGUCACCAAUGACGACCACGACGAGGAACCGACCAUGGCCGUCACAGCCGUCAUUAAAGAUCUCCCCAUCCCUGCAGACAUCUCUACAGACUCUCAACAAACACUCUCUCUACGCCUCUUCGACUUCGAAUCAGAGGAUCCCGGCACAAUCGAGAUCCCAUUCACCAGGAUCCGCGAAAUGCUCGACAGCGCAGCACGAAAGCAGUUGUCUGCCGAUGGUGUCGGGCCUGCCAGAGCCACGAUCAAGAUGAAUAAGAGGAGGUUGUCGGAGAUUAAGGAUACAGCAAGUCCUUCGGAUACUGCUUCCCCUAGUAGCGGGGAUCGGGCGGCAAAGAGGAAGAACUUGGACGUCAGAUCGUCGAGGACAACAUGCAUACGGAAGGAAAGUAGUGGUGGGCAAGUCCGGUCAUGA